CAUAUGUGUGUGUGUAUAUAUAUAUAUAUAUAGGACAUUGCACAUCAUUUGCGGGUGUUAGGGAGAUGUUCUCAAUUUGGGGGAUAUUCCCGGAACUUUGGGGAGAGAUGGGAUGUCUGCAGAUAUCCUAAUUGCUAAUUAAUUUAAAUUCCGACUUAGGCGACUGGGGAGGCUCUGUCGACCCAUGAUAUUCAUUAUGUACGGUAACUCUCCUCCAGCAUCUUUUACAUACACACUUGAAGCAGUUAACAGUUAACUCGGUCGUCCUAGGAUAACUCCGUUGCACAGUACCACCGUGUGGUCAUACAGGGUACUGCCACUUGCUGAGACGGACCUGCGCACUGACUUGCACUUUCACUUUACAGUUCGGCAGAGCGAAUUAAAGCUCCGGCCAGCUGACUGCUCGGUUUUUCUCAGUGAAAUGUUAAGACGGGCCUGGGCACUGUCGCUUCAUAUUAACAGUCGAGCCGCAACACAAAACUUCAACAAGAUAUUCUCGAGACUGGAGAAGAUUCCAGUCGCAGAGAGCAGCAGAGACGUCGGAGGCUUCCCUCUCCCACCUAGAAAAACGUGCCCCUCCCCGGGGAACGUAAGGACUCCCCAGCACUGCUCCAGGACCACUUGUAUAGUCGGUCUCUGCAUGGCAUCAGGGGGUGAUGCGCAGAACAGCCGACCUGGACAUUCAGGAAGAUACAUAAAUCGCUUGAGCAAAGAGAGAUCACCAUAUCUGCUGCAACAUGCACAUAACCCAGUGGACUGGUUUCCAUGGGGACAGGAAGCAUUCGACAAGGCAAAGAAGGAAGAUAAGCCUAUAUUCCUGUCAGUGGGGUAUUCUACCUGUCACUGGUGCCAUGUGAUGGAGAGGGAGUCUUUUGAGGAUGUGGAAACUGGCAAGAUCCUCAGCGACAACUUUGUUUGCAUCAAAGUAGAUCGGGAGGAGCGGCCAGAUGUGGACAAACUUUAUAUGACUUUUGUCCAGGCGACCUGUGGGGGGGGAGGAUGGCCAAUGAGCGUAUGGCUGACCCCUGAGCUUCGACCUUUUUUGGGGGGCACAUACUUCCCUCCUGGCGAUAGUGGACGCAGACCUGGAUUUAAAACUGUAUUAUUGCGAAUUAUAGAGCAGUGGCAGAGCAACAGGGAGGCUCUUGAGUCCAGUGGGAAGCGGGUCAUUGAGGCCCUCAAAAAGGCCACAGCUAUCGGCGCCCUGCCGGGCCAAGCCCCUCCACAUGCCCCCGGAGUGGCCCAGAGAUGCUUCCACCAGCUGGCACAGUCUUAUGAAGAAGAGUAUGGGGGAUUUAGGGAAGCGCCAAAGUUCCCCACACCAGUCAACCUGAUGUUCCUCAUGUCGUUCUGGGCGACGAACCGGUCCACAUCAGAGGGGGCGGAGGCGCUGCAGAUGGCUCUCCACACAAUGCGGAUGAUGGCCCUAGGUGGCAUUCAUGACCAUGUGGCGCAGGGUUUCCACCGCUACUCCACGGACUCCUCCUGGCACGUUCCUCACUUUGAGAAGAUGCUGUACGACCAAGCGCAGCUGGCGGUGGCCAACAUCACCGCCUAUCAGGUGUCCGGGGAGCAGCUCUUCGCAGAUGUGGCUCGGGAUGUGUUGCGCUACGUCUCCAGAGAUCUGAGUGACAAGUCCGGAGGUUUCUAUAGCGCAGAGGAUGCAGACUCUUUCCCCACGGCUGGGGCUGCUGAGAAGAGGGAAGGUGCCUUCUGUGUAUGGACAGCUGGGGAGAUCAGGGAGCUACUCCCGGAACCUGUAGAGGGCGCCACUGGGGGAGCCAGUCGGGCUGACAUCUUCAUGCACCACUACGGUGUCAAAGAGCAGGGCAACGUGGACCCUACCCAGGACCCUCACAGCGAGCUGUCGGGGCAGAACGUGCUUAUCGUGCGCUAUUCUCUGGAAUUGACGGCUGCCCGCUUUGGCCUGAGUAUGGAGGAGACGGAUGAGGUGUUGGCAGAGGGCAGGAGGAGGCUGGCAGAGGUGCGGAAGACCAGGCCUCCACCUCACCUGGACACUAAGAUGCUUUCCUCCUGGAACGGGCUGAUGCUGUCAGGGUUUGCGCGCGUCGGCGCCGCCCUAGGGGACAAGGCACUGGUGGAACGGGCGGUACGCACUGCCCAUUUCUUAAGGGAUCACCUGUGGGAUGAGGCCAAAGGCCGGAUCCUGCAUGCCUGCUAUCGCGGCGACAAAAUGGAAGUGGAGCAAAUUGAAUCCCCUAUUGCAGGCUUCCUUGAUGACUAUGCCUUUGUGAUCUGUGGCCUACUGGACCUGUAUGAGGCCACGCUGAACACGUUCUGGCUUGGCUGGGCUGAGGAGUUACAGCAAGGGCAGGACCAGCUCUUCUGGGACAGCCAGGGCAGCGGUUACUUCUGCAGCGACCCCAGAGACCCUACAUUGCUGCUGGCACUCAAGCAAGAACAGGAUGGUGCUGAGCCCAGUGGCAACUCUAUCUCUGCGAUGAAUCUGCUCCGUCUGUCCCACUACACGGGCAGGCAGGAAUGGGCCUCUCGCUUGGAGCAUCUCCUGACCGCGUUUUCCGAUCUCGUGGUCAAGAUGCCCAUCGCCUUGCCGGACAUGGUCCGUGGCCUCAUGGCCCAGCACUACACGCUGAAGCAGGUUGUUAUCUGCGGCCAGCCCGACUCUGAGGACACCGCAUCCCUGGUUUCCUGUGUCAAUGCUCUGUUCCUGCCCCAUAAAGUCUUGAUGCUGGCAGAUGGCGACACAGACGGCUUCUUAUACCAGCGGCUGCCUGUCCUUGCCACCCUGAGGGCCCUGGAGGGCAGAGCGACUGCCUACGUGUGCCAGAACUUCACCUGCACCCUCCCCGUUACCUGCCCUCAGGAGUUGCGGAGGCAGCUGCUGGAGUGAGGCGCGCAGCCCCCGCGGAUGACCCGGACGCCGGAGCCGAGGGGGAGGGGGCCUCGUGCAGAGUUCUGUAGCAGCUAAGCUUUGCCUUCAGAUCCCUUGAUGUACCCUGCAAAGACAAACAGCUACAGAAGCAACAGAGUUCAUGCCAUGAAUAGAUACCAGCUUGGAGAGAACACGUUCAUUAAGCCCCGCUGAUGCUCUGAGAGCUCACUGGAUAAAUUGUAGCAUAGGAUUAGGGAUUCUCUUCCAAAAGCUGGCCCCUCAAUGUCAUGCAGUCGUCCCUUCCGUGUUGCACACCAUCUCCCGACUCUCUGGGCUGUAGCAGAGGUGCUUUGCCUUUGCUCAUCACUUUGUAAAUAGUGGAAGCCGAAUGCAAGGCAGUGGGAUGGAGCGACGGGAUGAGUGUCACUACGGAUGUGGCUGUGAGCCCGGGGCGGCCCUUUCCUGCCAGUGUUUUCCUCACCAGCGGCAGGAUAAACAGUCAUGCCGAACAUGUACAGCACUGCUUCAAAAAUAUGAUGAAAGCCAUAGCCUUUUACCUGAAGGAUGAAUUCACUGUGUCAUUGGAGCAAACGUAACGUCAAACCAAAAUAGCAAGAUGGGUGAUAUUAAGGAUGUGGUCAGUAUUGUAGGGCUAAAAUUACUGCUUUUAGAGGUGAGCCGUCUGUCACAGUCACUGUAGCCUCCAUCUGCAUAAACCCAGCUGUCUUUCUCAGGUCGACACGAAAAUGCUAAAUAUGACAUGAAACCUCUUCUCUGUUUCCUAAUUCUCAUAGAUGCACUUUGAGGCAGGGUACAGAUGUCUUUCUUGGUGCAGUGGUAUUAAAACUCUUCCAAAGACUCGAA
Molecule: messenger RNA, 3718 nt
Organism: Paramormyrops kingsleyae
Lineage: Eukaryota; Metazoa; Chordata; Actinopteri; Osteoglossiformes; Mormyridae
Gene: spata20
Product: spermatogenesis associated 20
Biological process (GO): carbohydrate metabolic process
Source: RefSeq, a predicted model, not a curated record